This is a messenger RNA of Phyllopteryx taeniolatus (common seadragon), 4506 nucleotides long. RefSeq names its product potassium voltage-gated channel, Shal-related subfamily, member 3 (gene kcnd3). Gene Ontology annotation, molecular function: A-type (transient outward) potassium channel activity; protein binding. The record is from RefSeq and is a predicted model, not a curated record. Bases 370 to 2298 code for a protein of 642 amino acids. The transcript is spliced from 8 exons. Gene Ontology annotation, biological process: protein homooligomerization; potassium ion export across plasma membrane. NCBI's taxonomy places the organism in Eukaryota, Metazoa, Chordata, Actinopteri, Syngnathiformes, Syngnathidae. Gene Ontology annotation, cellular component: neuronal cell body; membrane; voltage-gated potassium channel complex.
AAGCCGAGUAGCGGGUGUCUCUCCGGCUGCGUGCUCUCCCCAUCCCUCCGCUGAGCAGGAUGGCAAGUGAGCUCACCAAUUUGUGGUACGUCCACUCGUCGACGCUUUACUCCGCUCUCCUCUCACGGUGACACAUUGACUGGUUUCACUAGGUAACUUCAUUGCUACUGUGCAUUUAACAGACACGCCUUUUUUCAGAAGGAAAAAAAAAAGAACGUAACACGAUUUAAAGGGAACUAAAGUGCUCUGGAAGAAGAUUGCCUUUUUUUUUUGGAUGGAGAAUUUCCAAUAGUCGGUGUAUGAGCUGAAGUCAAGCUGGUUGUGAAGGUGCAAGAUUUGUUCCCCCCUACACCCCGGGUCGGAGACAGUAUGGCGGCGGGAGUGGCGGCAUGGCUUCCCUUUGCCCGGGCUGCGGCCAUUGGCUGGAUGCCUGUGGCUAAUCUGCCCAUGCCAGUGGCGCCAACUGAAAAGAACAAGCGUCAGGAUGAGUUGAUCAUUCUAAACGUUAGUGGGCGGCGCUUCCAAACCUGGAGAAACACUUUGGACCGCUAUCCGGACACCCUCCUGGGGAGCUCCGAGAAGGAGUUCUUCUACAAUGAAGAGACCAAAGAGUACUUCUUCGACCGGGAUCCCGACGUGUUUCGCAGUGUGCUCAACUUCUAUCGCACAGGCAAACUCCACUACCCUCGCUAUGAGUGCAUCUGCUCUUACGAUGAAGAGCUGGCGUUCUUCGGCAUUGUCCCGGAGAUCAUCGGUGACUGCUGCUACGAAGAGUACAAGGACAGGAAGAGGGAGAAUGCAGAGCGUCUGAUGGAUGACCAAGAGGACAACAAGGAUGCUAAGCUGCCCAACAUGACCUUCAGGGAGACCAUGUGGCGGGCUUUCGAGAACCCUCACACUUCCACCAUGGCCCUGGUCUUCUACUAUGUCACUGGCUUCUUCAUCGCAGUCUCUGUCAUCACCAAUGUGGUCGAGACAGUGCCCUGCGGCUCUGUGCUCAAUAUGAAGGAAGUACCGUGUGGCGAGCGCUACACCGUGGCCUUCUUCUGCAUGGACACGGCGUGCGUCAUGAUCUUCACCGUGGAAUACCUGAUGCGCUUGUUUGCCGCACCGAGCCGCUACCGCUUCAUGAGGUCCGUCAUGAGCAUCAUUGAUGUGGUGGCCAUCUUGCCCUACUACAUCGGCCUAGUGAUGACUGAUAACGAGGACGUGAGCGGCGCCUUUGUGACCCUCCGAGUUUUCCGAGUGUUCCGUAUCUUUAAGUUCUCCCGUCACUCGCAGGGCCUUCGCAUCCUGGGCUACACGCUAAAGAGCUGUGCCUCAGAGCUGGGAUUUCUGCUCUUCUCCCUCACUAUGGCCAUCAUUAUAUUUGCUACCGUCAUGUUCUACGCAGAGAAGGGUUCAAGCUCCAGUAAAUUCACCAGCAUCCCAGCCUCCUUCUGGUACACCAUCGUUACCAUGACAACACUUGGGUAUGGAGACAUGGUCCCAAAAACCAUCGCAGGGAAGAUCUUUGGCUCCAUCUGUUCUCUGAGUGGGGUGCUGGUAAUCGCCCUGCCCGUUCCUGUCAUCGUGUCCAACUUUAGUCGCAUCUAUCACCAGAACCAGAGAGCAGACAAACGGCGGGCGCAGAAGGUACAGAAAGCUCGCCUGGCCAGGAUUCGAAUAUCCAAGAAAGGAAGCUCCAGUGCCUUCCUCCACAGCAAGCGCAACGGCCUCUUUAACGAAGCGUUGGAGCUUACGCAACUUCCGUACAAGAUGAACAUUUCUGAUCAGGGUUCUACUGAGGAGGAACAACGGUUAAGUAAGUCCACCUCUCUAUUAGAGAGCCAGCACCAUCACCUGCUGACCUGUUUGGAGAAAACCACUAACCACGAGUUUGUGGAUGAGCAGUAUUACCAACAGAGCUACCUGGAGGCGGGACUUCAGAAUUACCCGUCUCGAAGCCCGUCACACUCCAGCCAAGAGGGCGUCACGGGCACUUGCUGCACCCGCAGAAGCAAGAAGCACCACAGCCCUUUGCCCAAUUCCAGCGAGCCGGCGCACAUGCAGCCUUUGACGCACGCGCACCAACAAGGCUUGCAGGAGCUCAGCACCAUCCACAUUCAGCCCCUCAGCACCAGCCGCUCCAGUUUGAACCUGCGCAUGGAUGAGCCAGCGCCACUCAACUGCCAGGGCGGCCAGAUCACCACCGCCAUCAUCAGCAUUCCCACGCCACCGGUGACCACCCCCGAGGGCGACGCCCAUCUUCCAGCAGGCCCCGCCCACCAGAACAUUGUGAAGGUUUCCGCACUGUGAAGGAUGCGAGUGUGUUAUACUCAGAGAAUGUUACAGACUCACCUAGACAGACUGAAGGACAAGUGGAGGAGGACCCGGCCAGAUGGUGGGUGGGGGGUGGUAGGGGGGGUGGGGUGAUGUGACGCUGUUCAGAGACUUAAUUUGCUCGUGGUGGAGCCUGCCAUCUCCUGGUCAUAUACUGUAACAACAUCGACUCCUUGAAGAGGAGAGAUCCAGUGCACCAUGUCCUUUGAGUGUAUGCGUCACUGAGCAUUAAGCACCUUUUUUAAAAAAAAAUAAUAAUAAUAAUGAUAAUUUUCGCAUCAGUUUGACUCUUUGAAAAGCAGGAGGUGUACGCUGAUGAAGGGACGAAUCCCAAAUACAUGAUUGUGCCCUUUUUCUUUGUGUCACCAUUCCUUAUCACUUUCAGUAUCACCCCACUUUUUUUGUGGGGGGGGGGGGGGAUACAUAUGAAUGUCUGUAUUGCCAGCAAAUGAGUUUCAUAUUUGUGAAUGAGUGCGUGCGUGUGCAUUUGCCCAGAUGGAAGAAUUGUGAUGUUUUGGGUCAAAGGUGUGUGGCCUGUGUGGGAGCGUCGCCUCGGGUGAUGGAACUUUCAAUUCUUCUGGAAGUCUCUUUAUGGUUGUGCAUUUGACUAGCUACCACUGUCGAGGCUUCGAACGGCAAAUUUCUGUCCAAAACUCUCAGCUGUGAGCCUUUUAAUACAACACGUGCCUGUUUUUUUUUUGUUUUUUUUUGUCAGCGGGAAAUCAGGAAUUCAUAGAUUCGUAGUUGAUAGAUUUGAAUAUCCCGUCUCGUUAUUUUCCCCCUGUGGCUGUGGACAGACCUCAAAUGACAAAAUUGCAUCCAAUUAUUUUUUAUUAUUAUUAUUUAUUUAUUUUUUUUUAUGUAAAGCCACCCUAUUUAAAUAAAAGAAAAAAAAAAAGCACAAGGCAUUUGCUGAGAAUUUUGGACACUAACGUGUUCUGUGUCCAGGUCCUUUGUGAAUAUUGUUAAUAGAAUAUUUUGUAAUAUUUGACCAUCGUAUGGCAGAACCUGUGAAGCUGUGCUCUCUCUCUUUCAUCUCACUCUCUCCCUGACUCCUCUGUUUGUAUUUCUCUCUCUCUCUCUCUCUCUCUCUGUCGUCGUCCGCUCGUGUUCCUUAUCCCUCCUGUGUUAACGACCGUUUUUGCUGACAGUCGUCUUUAUAACUGUCAAGCAGCGUUAUUCCUUCCCCUAACUCAUUGGGAAUUUUUCAAAGUUGUUGACUAUGUGUACUCUGUGUGGUUUAGAAACUUUGGUGUUUGUACUUUUUGUCCUCCUGGAUGUUCCAAUUUUUUUAUAUUUUUUUUUUGGUCCCACUGCAUUUGCAGGAGAACUGGAAGGAGGGAGCGGGAUCUUUUGUGUUGGUUUCUAUGGCAACACGAAGGCCACUUAUUGAACCAGGCCCACGGCUCUUUGCCAACUCCACUUGACCUUUUCGAAUGUUAGUCCAACAGCUUUGAACCCGUGCCGGAGAUCCAAAUUCCAUCCCAAUCUUGCUCCUCCAUCUUGUAUUACAACCCAAAUCCCUGAUGUGUUUCCUUAAUCCUAAGGAUGGGGACGACUCCGAGAAAGCCAAAUGGAUUCUACAGAGUGAGAGCAGAAAGUGUCACUCCUCUAGUUUAAGUACUAGUACUAUUUUUUUGGGUGCCGUGACAGCAGCUGCCCGGAAAUAUUGUGAAAAUGACCAUGCAGGCAUUAAAACAAAGAGACAAGCACAGACAAGCGGGCCUUUUUGUUUUCUGUCUUUUACUGAAAGCGGUUUUAAAGACAACAGCAUAGCAUUAAUUCCAACAUUUUGGAAUAUUUAGAACUACUGUACAACAGGUGAUGGCAGAAGUGAGGUUUAUUUUCUUUGAUGUUGCAGGGACUGGGAUCAAACUUGUGUCAGCUGCACUUUCGAACACAGUUUGAGUCGGGCUCAACGUGUUCAAUUGACUUUUUUUUCAUGCAACAAAAAAUAAUAACGCCCUCUUGUAGUGUGUUAUGCUCUCUCUUUCUCUGUUAUGUACUCGCGUUUGUCUUUAAAAUCAGUCAGGUUUUCGUCUCACUCUUUGCUUUGCCACCUGUCAUUGUUGCAAUUACUGCUGUGUGUGUGUGUGUGUGUAUCUUGUCAUGUGUUUGAUAUUAUUUAUGACCUUGUCUCGUGUCCCAACUGUGAAAGGCCUGAUAAAACAUCUAUAUCUGCCA